Molecule: messenger RNA, 1092 nt
Organism: Micropterus dolomieu (smallmouth bass)
Lineage: Eukaryota; Metazoa; Chordata; Actinopteri; Centrarchiformes; Centrarchidae
Gene: ak6
Product: adenylate kinase 6
Exons: 6
Coding region: 186-710 (174 amino acids)
Cellular component (GO): nucleus; cytoplasm
Molecular function (GO): AMP kinase activity; ATP hydrolysis activity; ATP binding
Source: RefSeq, a predicted model, not a curated record
GCCGCAAACUGACUAUUUGUUGACGUAAAACUGACGUGAAGCCCCAGUUUACUGCAGUGCUCGUUUGUGGAAGUCUGCUCAGCCUGGUGUGAAAGCAAACAUCUAGCUAGCUGCCGAAGUCUUCCAUCUUGUCAGCGUCCGCUUUUCGGGUUGUCAUCGAGACACGUGUUGGCAGCUAGCACGCUAUGAAGAUGAAGAAGCGACCAAACAUUCUGUUAACAGGAACCCCUGGUGUUGGAAAGACCACUUUAGGAAAGGAGCUGGCCCAGCGGACAGGGCUGACCUAUGUUAACAUAGGAGACCUGGCCCAGGAAGGACAACUUUAUGAUGGCUAUGACGAAGAGUACCAGUGCCCGGUUUUGGAUGAAGAUAGAGUGGUGGAUGAGCUGGAUGAAAAGAUGGUAGAAGGUGGUGUGAUUGUUGACUAUCAUGGCUGUGACCUAUUCCCUGAACGCUGGUUCCACAUGGUCUUUGUCCUCCGCACAGACAACACGCAGUUGUACACACGGCUAGAGAGCAGGGGCUACGCAGGAAAGAAGCUGCAGGACAACGUGCAGUGUGAGAUCUUCCAGACCAUCUACGAGGAGGCCAUGGAGGCCUACCGUGAGGAGAUUGUCCACCAGCUGCCCAGCAACACUCCAGAAGACCUAGAGCGCAACUUGGAGCAGAUAGUGCAGUGGACUGAGCAGUGGAUGAAGGACCAUAACUAGAAGCUGAACUCUGCCUGCUUGGGUCCACUAGGAGAACUGCCAACAAAAGUUAUUUGGACAAUUAAAAACGAUUGAAUUGUAGUUAUUUUCCAAUCUGCAUUUCUUUAACACUGGUGAUAUGUUCAAAGUAUAAUCACUUUCUUCAGUGGUCUGUCUUACCUGCUUGCAGUUUGCAGGUAGUGCUGCAGGACAAACUCACUCUCAAAUGGCUGGACUUUGACGGUUGAAAGAUGUCCUUUUAAACACAGUACCAAACACCAGGACUUUCUGAUUACCCAUAGCAUGAUUUUUAACUAGUACAAACUAGUGUCACGUCAAAUCACUCAUAAACUGCUGCAUUCAUGUCAUUUUUUUAUAAAUAAAAAAUCACUGGGAAACCGCA